This is a messenger RNA of Yamadazyma tenuis ATCC 10573, 392 nucleotides long. Lineage: Eukaryota; Fungi; Ascomycota; Pichiomycetes; Serinales; Debaryomycetaceae. The record is from RefSeq and is a predicted model, not a curated record.
AGAAAAUAUUUAUCGAUUUCAACUGUACAAUGAAUAUUGAGAUACGGAGUUAUGCCUAAAAUAAGAGAAGCCAAUCCGGCCGCCAUCUUUACCCUUUUUUCUUAUGAAUCGUCCUUCAUGAGGGUGGCCGUUGGUGAUGAGGUGAUCUUGAGAUACCAUGGGCUCUCGCAUGCCGGCUGGGAGUCUGGAGGGGUUAAAACAAUAACCCAGAGCUAGACAAGAAGAGUUUACUCUUCAAUUAAAAGGCCUGAAAGGAUCCACUCCGAUUAACGAAACUGCGGGACUCGCCGCAGAGUUUGUGUGGAAAAGUUUCCCGUAUGAUAGAAUGCAACAAGUAUGAUUUUCAUUUGCUACAAGCCCCUAAUGUGUGAGUUCGUUUAUCUACCAUGAGU